CUUUUCUUUUUUAUUUUUUAGGUAUAAGGCAGAGUCACUGCAGUUCCCUGACAUCAGUUCCAGAUUAUUGACCCUGGGACAGCAGUGUAACUAUAUGAAAUCAUGGCUGGUUAUAAACCUGUAGCGAUUCAGACAUAUCCUGUACUUGGUGAAAAAAUCACCCAAGACACUCUGUACUGGAACAAUUAUAAGACUCCUGUUCAGAUUAAGGAGUUUGGUGCCGUGUCCAAAGUAGACUUUUCUCCUCAGCCUCCGUAUAACUAUGCAGUCACAGCUUCUUCAAGAAUCCACAUUUAUGGCCGAUACUCUCAAGAACCUAUAAAAACCUUUUCCCGUUUUAAGGACACAGCAUACUGUGCUACUUUUCGACAGGAUGGCCAACUGCUUGUUGCUGGCAGUGAAGAUGGUGUGGUUCAACUUUUUGAUAUAAGUGGGAGGGCUCCCCUCAGGCAGUUUGAAGGCCAUACAAAAGCAGUUCAUACAGUAGAUUUUACAGCUGACAAGUAUCAUGUGGUCUCCGGAGCUGAUGAUUAUACAGUUAAAUUAUGGGAUAUUCCAAACUCCAAAGAAAUUCAGACAUUCAGAGAACAUUCCGAUUAUGUGAGGUGUGGCUGUGCCAGCAAGCUGAACCCUGAUCUCUUUGUAACAGGAUCAUAUGAUCACACUGUGAAGAUGUUUGACGCCCGGACAAAUAAGAAUGUUCUCUGUGUGGAGCAUGGGCAGCCUGUGGAGAGUGUCCUGCUUUUCCCCUCGGGAGGUCUCCUGGUGUCUUCAGGAGGUCGUUAUGUUAAAGUCUGGGACAUGUUAAAAGGAGGACAGUUGCUUGUGUCUUUGAAAAAUCAUCAUAAGACUGUGACAUGCUUGUGUCUGAGCAGCUCUGGACAGAGAUUACUCUCCGGCUCACUGGAUAGGAAAGUCAAGGUCUACAGCACAACUUCUUACAAAGUAGUCCACAGUUUUGACUAUGCAGCUUCCAUCUUGAGUCUGGCACUGUCUCAUGAAGAUGAGACGAUAGUUGUGGGAAUGACUAAUGGGAUACUGAGCGUUAAACACCGGAAAUCUGAAGCAAAGAAGGAAUCUCUCUCAAGAAGGAGGAGGCCUGCAUACCGAACCUUUGUUAAAGGAAAAAUUUACAUGAAGCAACGGGAUGAUAUCAUGAUCAAUAGGCCAGCAAAGAAACACCUAGAAUGGUAUGACAAGGACCUGAAAAGUUUUCGGAUCUCAAAGGCACUUGACAGAGUCCUUGAGCCUAAUUGUGUAAUAAAGACGCCCGAGGUUACAGUUUCCAUCAUAAAGGAAUUGAAUCGGAGAGGAGUCCUAGCCAAUGCUCUUGCAGGUCGGGAUGAGAAGGAGAUUACCCGGGUUCUGAACUUUUUGAUAAGGAAUCUGUCUCAGCCGAGAUUUGCCCCUGUUCUGAUUAAUGCUGCUGAAAUAGUAAUUGAUAUAUAUCUCCCUGUGAUUGGCCAGUCACCAGUAGUUGAUAAAAAGUUUAUAGUACUUCAAGGACUCGUAGAAAAAGAAAUUGAUUACCAAAGGGAACUCCUGGAAACCUUGGGGAUGAUGGACAUGCUGUUCGCCACCAUGUCAAGAAAUGACAGUGUCUCUCUGUCAGAGAAUGUGCCUGCUGAACUCCCAGAGAAGACAGAAUCACCAUGUCAACCCGGUGACACAGACAAGAACUCCUAACUCUUAAUUACUGAGAAGGAAGCAUCUUCAAGACAUUCAAUAAGAUAAUUUACAGGAGUUUUAUGGAAGAGACUGGAUUAAUUAUAAUUGGGAAAUAAGUACCUGUUUCAAGACAUGGUUUUCCAUGUAUUAAUUUGAUUUAUCUUUUGAUGUCUUCCACUAGAAGAACUUAGUUGUCUCGGGCACAGUGUCUGUCGACCUUGGAUGAGUUGAUACUGAUUUUAAUGUAGCCAAACCCUCAGUUGCUGUGGGGCCUUAUGUGGCCAGCUGGAGAGGGUCCCAAGUGGAGCCCUGCCAAGUGAACAGAACCUUGGUUUUUCUUUUGUUUUCUACUUCUAGCCUGGGAAAUACCAAGAACAGCAGCAACGCAAAACUUCUUUCUUUGUACUCAGUGCCCCUGAGAACUUUCACUCCUUACUGGUGUCUUCGAAGUCCUGGUCACACAUUCUCACCAGCUGUUUGUGGGACUGUCUUCCAAGUGUGGCAGAUCACUGACUGGUGCUCCUAGAAUCGUAUUUAGGGUGUGAUGAGUCUUUUACCUACAAACUACUCUCCACCGGUGUUUUCUUUAGUCUUGCCUGUCUCUGCUUCUUUGCAGGACAAAGUCCAGAGAGACCUGACUGAACCAGAUCCCCUCCUCAUGGUCUGCUGCCUUCCUUCCAUCCUCACCUUCCUCAGGUCUGUGAGAAGGGCUGUCCUUUCCCUUACGGCAAUGGCCUUUUAGCCUGUGUGUGUGUUCGGAGCAGAUAACAGUUCUCUUUCCUGUACUUCCGCUUCUUUUUCUCUGUUCUUCAUUGUGUGGGUCUGAACCUCAAACAGGAGCAGUUUGCUUUGAAAAAUUGUGUUUUUGAAAGUUCAUUGUAAACUAUAUUUUUUAUAAAGAGAUUCUUUUCGUCUUCUUGGCUUUCUGAGGUGUCUCAAUUCCUGAUGACAGUCAGUGACUUGUGAGCAACAUACUGAUCCACAGCCUUUACUGCCCUACCUUCCUUCAGGUACCGUCCUUAGGUUAGCAAUGUAUCUGGAGACGGCAUCCUGAGCUAAAGGAGUCCUUGGGGAAAGAUUUUGUAAUGAUUCAGUUUUGUGAAUUUAGAUUUCCUUAAAGCAGAAGAGUAGGGAUAUGUCUAGAAUGUUCUGGUGUGGACACAAGCUCAACGAUAGAGUAUAGUUCUCUUUAGUGAGCUGAAACAGUUCUGUGAUAUGAUACUGUGUCUUGUGAGAACCCUGGAGCUUGCUUUUUUUGAGUAGUUACAACAUUAGUCACAAAUGAGAGCCUGUGCUUUAAGGUUGAGAAGGUUGACUUAGUUAAAUACAGCUAUUGAAGUAAAUCUUCCUAAGUAUGCAGAGUUUGUUCGGGCAAUUGUGAUCUUAAAGCUGUUGCUGCUGUCCCCCGAGCAACUCUGGAGCAUUUCCUGGCCAUUACUUCAUUUACUUCUCACACCUACCCGAGUGAGUGUCAGUCAUUCUCUUGUAACUAACGUUAAAUUAAAGUUGCUCAAUUCCCCAGGCUUGAGUUCCUUAUCAUCCCUGCAUUGCUCUCGCCUGCUGGACCCUAACUACUCACUCCCUUUGACAAACUAAGAGUGUUGCAGCUCCUGUGUAAAAUUUAUAGUAAUUACAGACCCUUGAAAGGAUUAGGAGACUUUCUCACAGUCCUCCAUGCAAUUAUGUUAAGGAGUUUUUCUUUGUUUUGUUUUUUGAGACAGGAUUUCUCUGUGUGGCCCUGGCUGUCCUGGAACUCACUAUGUAGACCAGGCUAGCCUCAGACUCACAGAGAUCCAUGUCUCAGCCUCCAGAGUGCUGGGAUUAAAGGUGUGUGCCACCACACCCAACUCAGAAGUUGUUUUUGUAUUCAUUGAAACUAUUAACUUUUUAUGUGAAGUGUUUUAACAUAAUUGACAUAUUUCAAUAUGUAAUGUUGGCCUUAGGAGUCAAAUGCUUAAUGAAUUCUUAGACUUGUUCUUCUUAGUUGGAAAAUAUUUGAUAUUUUACCAUGGAUGCAAAAAUAAUGAAAUGUUGCUGGAACUUAGUCAUUUAUGUUUAAUUUAUUAUGUUAACUCAAACUUAAACAUAUGGGAAGGUCUGUCUGUUUCUAGUCAAAUUUCUCAAAUGCCUGUGCUAUUAAAUUGCUUAAGGAAUUGAUGUCAAAUGGGAUGGUUAGGAACUCCACUGAUUGAACUCAAAUGAAUUCUACCAAACAUUAAUUAAAGACUCCCUUGAAUGUGAUUGGAGUCAUUUUCUCAGUGGCAUACUUCCAAGUUAAAAAUUUAAGAAAAGUUUGACCAUUUCUAACCACGUCUGACCAUGGAUAGUUUUGCCUUUGAACAAAGUAUCCCUGAGAAACUGAAAACCAUUUGCUGGCAGAUGAUGUUAUCUAUUCCUUUGGCCACAGUUGCCUGGACCAGGGGUGGUAUACCUUACUCAGGCUGUCUACAAGUCCAGAUUUAUAGUGAAAUUGUUCUUCUAAGUCAAAAAAAAAUCUGGUUCUCAACCUGUGGGCCGCACACCCUUUGGCAAAUCUCUAUCUCCAAAAAUAUUUACAUUACCAUUCGGAACAGUAGCAAAAUUACAGUUAUGGAUUAGUAAUAAAAUAAUUUUAUGCUUGGGGUCAUACAACAUGAGGAACUGUAUUAAAGGGUUGCAACAUGAGGAAGGUUGAGAGCCACUUCUCUAGGGAGAUGUGGGAGGCUGGGAAUGCUAUGUUGUGGUCUUCAACAGAGAAAGCAGUUUCCAGAAUGCAUCUUAUAUGAGGAAAAAAUAAAGCCAACGACUGCCCUACCUCACUAGCCAGAAAACCUGUCUUCAUUCCUGCUGGCUUUCCCUCCCCGGUAUCUUGCCUGUACUUCUUCCUCCUCCAUGAAGUUCUUUUGGAACUCUCAAUAAAUAUAUUUUUCUUACUUAU
Cricetulus griseus (Chinese hamster) is the source of this 4585-nucleotide messenger RNA. NCBI's taxonomy places the organism in Eukaryota, Metazoa, Chordata, Mammalia, Rodentia, Cricetidae. The record is from RefSeq and is a predicted model, not a curated record.